Cotesia congregata is the source of this 1200-nucleotide messenger RNA. The record is from the annotation of a GenBank genome assembly. NCBI's taxonomy places the organism in Eukaryota, Metazoa, Arthropoda, Insecta, Hymenoptera, Braconidae.
AUGGAAUUAGAUAGGAUUAAAUUGCGGCAUUUACAGCCUUAUUAUAACAUUAAAGUAUCUCUUACUUUAACAAAGUACAUCGGAACUUGGCCGCCGGUGUUGGAACCUUAUAGAACUAUUUAUUUCUUCUAUACUUUUUUGAGUUUUAUUUUUAUUCUUGGAAUUUAUUUGACGGUACAAACUGUUAAUUUGUUUGUAAUUUGGGGAAAUAUUGAACUUAUGAUUGCUACUGCUUUUUUAUUGAUGACUAAUAGUAUUCAUGCUUAUAAGGUAUUUGUAAUACUUAAAAACCAAAAAGGGAUUCAAGUUCUUUUAGAUAAGCUUUCAACAGUAAAUUAUUAUUCCAACGAAGAUAAAUACGAACGCGUGUUUACUUAUUACGCAUGGCAAGGAUUGCUUCACCAUGCAGCGUAUCAAAGUUUUGGAACAGUUGCCGUUUCUUGUUGGGGAGCAACUCCAAUUGCCGAUGCAAUUGCAGGAAACACAAGACGUCCGCCAAUGGAAGCUUGGUAUCCUUAUGACACAAAAAAAAGCCCCGCUUUUGAAAUUACUUCCGGUCAUCAAGCAAUUGCAGUUAUUAUAGCUUGUUUUCAUAAUAUUGGUAUGGACACUUUGAUAACUGGAUUAAUUAAUGCUGCGUGCUGUCAAUUAGAAAUUAUUAAGCAGAAUUUGAAAAAUAUUGAUAUUGAGUUUGGAGAUUAUUGUGUCGGUGAAAAAAAUGAAAAAGAUUUUUUGAACAAACAAAUCAAUCGGAUUAUUGAACACAGUAAUGAAAUUUACAAUUUUGUUAAAGAAAUAGAAAAUAUUUUUGGAAUUGUUAUUUUACUUCAAUUGACGGCUAAUUGUCUUAUUAUUUGCAUCAGCGCAUUUCAUAUUACACAAAUGACGGUUUUUAUACCAGUGGAAUUUUUUGGUAUGAUGGUAUACUUAUGUUGUAUGACUUACCAGAUUUUUAUAUAUUGUUACCACGGUAAUGAACUUGAAUUGCAGAGCGCAAGUAUCGGUACGGCUGCAUUUUCCGGCCAUUGGUGGAAAUUUCAUAAAAGUUAUAACAAAUCAUUAGGAUUAUUGAUCACUCGAUUCAAUAAAUCAAUUAUUUUUACUGCUGGUCCAUUGAUGAAGUUAUCUUUGCAAUUAUUUGUCAGUAUCCUUCGAAUGUCUUAUUCAUUUUUUACACUAUUAAAAAGUUCAACUAAUUAG